AAUAAUAUUCUGUAUUUGAAGUGUUAUUUUAAAAAAAUAUUUUAUAAAUAAUCAUUUAGUUUAUAAGUGUUAAGUAAACUUAAUGUUGUUUACUGUAAAUUUGCAAAUUUUGAACUGUGAAUUAAACAAUUCUUGAAAAGAUGUUAAUAGCAAAAUUGUUGUGCGUGACAUUGAUAAUGAUAACAAAAUGUUGUGAAUGCGCUAAUAUACUUUACGUGAUUCCGUUUACAUCAAAGUCACAUUAUAUACUGCUGAGUCCCAUUGGAUUGGAAUUAGCACGACGGGGUCACAAUGUGACGGUCAUUACAGCGAAUAGGGAGCACAAUCCGCCUUCGAACUAUCACCAAAUUAUGGUUGAUGACGUCAAAAUUUGGGAAGUUAUAGGUGAAGAAAGACCAAAUAUAUUCACUAUGGUCAACUUGCCUGCCGAGAUAUUUCACCAGAAAAUCCUUUGGGGUGGUGGUGCAGCAUUUACCGAAGUUGCAUUAAAUUCAUCAGACGUUCAGCAUCUCUUAAAAAGCGACUCAAAAUUUGAUUUGGUUAUUUGUGAACAAUUCUUUCAAGAGGCAUUUUAUGUCUUGGCACAGAAAUAUAAUGCACCAUUAGCUUUAGUUACAACGUUUGGUAACUGUAUGCGUCACAAUAUACUAACCAGAAAUCCACUACAGUUAGCGACUGUGGUAUCAGAGUUUUUGGACGUGGAGGAUCCUACGAGUUUCUGGUCAAGACUGAGAAACGUUUACUUUGCCGUGUACGAAUUUGUAUGGUGGAAGUAUUGGUAUUUAGAAAAGCAGGAAACUUUGGUUAAAAAAUAUAUUCCCGAUGUAAAAGAUUUUAGUUUAUACGAUAUUCAAAAGAAUUUCUCGGUGAUGUUGAUAAACAGUCACUUCAGUUAUGAUGUUCCAGCAGCCUAUUUACCGAAUAUAAUAGAAAUUGGAGGCAUACAUUUAACUCAGAGCUAUGGAUCGCCCCCAAAGGAUCUUCAAAAACUACUUGAUGGUUCUGAAGCAGGAAUAAUUUAUGUUAACUUUGGGUCAAACGUGAGAAGUGCAGAAAUGCCACUUGAAAAGAGAGACGCAUUUUUAAAUGUUUUUAGAACAUUGAAACAAAUGGUUUUGUGGAAAUGGGAGAAUGAAUCAAUAGUAAAUAAACCAGACAAUCUGAUAACACAGCCCUGGUUUCCACAGAGGGAAAUAUUAGCACACAAAAAUGUAAAAUUAUUUAUAUCGCAUGGUGGUUUGAUUGGAACUCAAGAGGCCAUUUAUAACGGAAUACCCAUUAUUGGAGUACCAAUUUACGCAGAUCAACUAAAUAAUUUACUUCUUGUAGAGCAACAUGGAUUCGGAAAAGUUUUACGAUAUAAUGACAUAAACGAACAUAAUUUAAAAACUGUAGUUAAUGAAGUGUUAAAUAAUGAUUGUUAUAAGAAAAACGCUGAAAUUGUUUCAGCAAGAUUUAAAGACAGACCCAUGACUCCAUUAGAGACAGCAAUUUUUUGGUUAGAAUACACUAUUAGGCAUAGAGGUUCAGAUUUUAUAAAGAAUCCAGCAAUAAAUUUAAGUUGGUUUGCAUUUACAAUGAUAGAUGUUUAUUUUUAUAUUGCUCUUCUAGUAAUAAUAAGCAUUACAGUUGCAAUACUGAUAAUAGAUCUUAUUAGGACGACGAUAAAUUCAAAUCGAAUUAUUAAAUACAAAUAUAACUAAAUUCAAUUGCAAAGUGGUGACGUAAAUUUUUGAAUAAUAUUAAGCAAAGAUAGAAUGUUAAAAAAGUAAAAAUAAUAAAAUGGUAACUUAGUACAAACUAACCAAUUCUAUUAAUACCAUGUUACGUCGUGGCUUUUGUAUUGUAAUUUCUUACAAUAAUUAAAAUAAUUAAACAAAAAUUAUGAAAAAGGAGGACAAAAGAGUAAAGUAUGUCAUCAGCGCUGCCCAGACCCUCUUGUAUCAGAGAAAUUUAUUUACAUAAGUACAUACUGUUAAAUACCUACUAACAUCAUAAGUACUGUAGGUUAAUAUAAUUGUAAAUAUAGCCAUAAUUUACUGAAAA
Molecule: messenger RNA, 2046 nt
Organism: Leptidea sinapis
Lineage: Eukaryota; Metazoa; Arthropoda; Insecta; Lepidoptera; Pieridae
Product: UDP-glycosyltransferase UGT5-like
Exons: 5
Coding region: 141-1703 (520 amino acids)
Molecular function (GO): UDP-glycosyltransferase activity
Source: RefSeq, a predicted model, not a curated record